Messenger RNA from Zingiber officinale, 1920 nucleotides. RefSeq names its product growth-regulating factor 6-like. Bases 110 to 1699 code for a protein of 529 amino acids. Gene Ontology annotation, molecular function: ATP binding. The record is from RefSeq and is a predicted model, not a curated record. The transcript has 4 exons. NCBI's taxonomy places the organism in Eukaryota, Viridiplantae, Streptophyta, Magnoliopsida, Zingiberales, Zingiberaceae. Gene Ontology annotation, cellular component: nucleus. Gene Ontology annotation, biological process: regulation of DNA-templated transcription; developmental process; DNA-templated transcription.
CCUCCUCGUCCUCCCGACACCAAAAAUGCUGCCUUUAUCCUUCUCCUCUCCGGAGCGCAUGGCUUCCCUUUUCAUCUAGCGGUGGGCUGCGGCCGCCACGGAGGAGAAAAUGGACUUUAGCGGGGUUAUUGGCUCCGGCGUCUCUUCUGAAGCUGCUGUUGGAGGCAUCUUAUUCUUAUCCUCUUCGCCCUUGCUUUCGGACGUGGAAAUCAGCAGCAAAAGAGGGCCCUUCGGAUCCGUGCUUCCGAAGCAUGAGAGGUCGGUCAAGGCAGCGAGGACUGAGGCAUUGGCCGAAGCGCCGGGCAAGGCGGCUCCUUUCCUCCUCAAACCCAACUCCUGCCCUCUUUUUCCUGAAGGAGAGCAAAUGCUCAGCUUCACGUCGAGAUCCCAGAUCGAAAUGGUGGUCGGCGGUGAUAGAACCUUGCCUUAUUACAAACAACCCUCGGCGACUUCUUCUGCUCGAUGCUACAUCCCGGGGAAUGCAGGUUUGACCUCAAAUUUGAACAUGCAAAGCGUCAUGGCGAGGGCCAGGGGACCCUUCACCCCUUCUCAGUGGCUGGAGUUGGAACACCAGGCCUUGAUCUACAAAUACCUACUUGCAAAUGUACCCAUACCAGCUACUCUGCUCGUUCCCCUAAGGAGAAAUACGACCUCGGGGUUCCCUCUGUCAGCUGGAGCUUUCGGCUCAGGAGGGUGGGGGUCACUCCAUCUAAGCUAUUCUAGAAAUGCUGAUCUAGAGCCUGGUAGAUGCCGUCGGACUGACGGGAAGAAAUGGCGUUGCUCCAGAAAUGCAGUUGCUGACCAGAAGUAUUGUGAGCGACACAUGAACCGGGGCCGUCAUCGUUCAAGAAAGCAUGUGGAAGGCCAGAGUUGCCGUGAUGCCAAAGUGACACCGAUUGUCACAUCUUCUCAUCAGACAUCUGCUGUAUCUGUUGGUACUUGUAGUACUCUCACAGUUACACAGCAGCAGAGUAAAGCCUUGCAGGCAACCAUCGCACACCCAGUGCAACCGAAUGGGAUACUGAAUGGCAAAGAAGUUCAAGAUGAUCAUGCUCUGAACCCCCAAAGCAUCUCCAUUCCUAGUCCUGUUGAGCAAAGGCCUGAUAGUAAUUUAUAUACUCUCUCAAAGCAACACACUCUGCUUGAGGGAACCUCCUUUGAUGCUGCAUUCGAUCUCGUUUCUGAUGGCUCACUUUCAAAUACCCCAAGGAGCUCAUUUUCAGAGAACAACAAUUUUACUCCCAUUUCAAUGCUCAAUGACCAGCAUCUCGAGUCCAAUCCCCUUUGGCACUGUGGCGACGACAAAUUGGCACUUUCAGCACUCAAGUGGUCAAGAGAAUACAACCCGGCACAACUGGGCCUAGGUGUCGGGGACCUUAAUGAUGUAUGCCGAAGGCAGGCGAAUUGGAGGCCAAUCUCUUGGGAGGCUUCCCUGGCUGGACCUUUAGGAGAGGUGCUGGAUAGAACUAAUUGCAAUUGGAAGGAUCAAAGCAAGAACUUUCCAACCCUACACAUCACAGCCAAUGAUUUGGAUUCGAGUACGCGAAUGGAGUUCUCACCGACUGGCGUCUUGCAGAAAACUUCAUUUGCUUCACUGUCGAGCAGCCCAGGAAGUAGCCCCAUGGCCGACAACCGCAUGCUUCAUGAGGGCACUAGUAGCUUGUGCAGCGACCUCCUUGCUUCAACUCUUCUAACGUAAUGCUCACAAAAUCACAAUGUGAAGGUAAAACCGGUGUCGACUAAGCUAACCAAGAACUAGGAACAAUGAGGCUUGAUGUUCUUGCUUGUUUACUAGUUUCUGUACAAUUAAACUGCGUGCAUCGAUCUAUAGUUUACUGAAUCUCCAAUCUGUUUUGAUGUUGCAUUUUGGAGGCAUUUUGCACUAGUUAAAUGCACUUUGUAUUGCUGUGAUGGCAGUUA